This is a messenger RNA of Oncorhynchus kisutch (coho salmon), 3775 nucleotides long. RefSeq names its product ras-related protein Rab-9A-like. The transcript has 4 exons. The record is from RefSeq and is a predicted model, not a curated record. Gene Ontology annotation, molecular function: GTPase activity; GTP binding. Gene Ontology annotation, cellular component: lysosome; late endosome; phagocytic vesicle. NCBI's taxonomy places the organism in Eukaryota, Metazoa, Chordata, Actinopteri, Salmoniformes, Salmonidae. Gene Ontology annotation, biological process: retrograde transport, endosome to Golgi; Rab protein signal transduction. Bases 553 to 1158 code for a protein of 201 amino acids.
UGGUGGCUGUUUCUGUAAGAAUAAGACGUGGUCUCUGUUGGAGGUUGGAUUGAAUACUGGAGAUGACUACAUUUUAGCCAGUAAAUAGCUAACAGUAUAGCUGUAUUUGUUUAUAAUUCAUUAUAUCAUAAAUAAUCUGCAAUUCAAACUGAGUGAUGUGACUCGAGAACAUUUCGAGACUUCUUAGGUCACAUGAGUGGAAACAGAGGCUAAUGUUAUCAGAUGUUGUUCGAGCCAGAAGCUGCUAGCCUAGCUAACUGCUAUUGAAGACCAUCCUAGGGGGACAGCUACAACAACAACAAAGAAGCUAUAAACUAUCACAGUCGUUGUCUGUGUUCUUCAAAACUUGGCUUGGCAACGUUGGUUGAAUGUUGACCACGGUUAAGAUAAUGACCGACACGAAACAUAGACACAUGUGACCAAGCAGCUAAUGUCUAUAGCACAUGAUCCUGGCCAACUGGAGGCUUCAAUAAUUCACGGGUUUCAGAAUAUCUACACUGAGUAGUAAAGGUCCUAUUUUCCAGAGGAAGAGACCACGUUUUGUUAAGAGCCAUGGCCAACAAGUCAUCCCUGCUGAAAGUCAUCCUGCUGGGAGACGGAGGAGUGGGGAAGAGCUCCCUCAUGAACCGCUACGUCACCAACAAGUUUGACACGCACCUCUUCCACACCAUCGGAGUGGAGUUCCUCAACAAGGACCUGGAGGUGGACGGUCGUCUGGUCACCAUGCAGAUCUGGGACACGGCCGGACAGGAGCGUUUCCGCAGCCUCAGGACUCCCUUCUACCGCGGGUCUGACUGCUGUCUGCUCACAUUCAGCGUGGAUGACAACCAGAGCUUCCACAACCUGGCCAACUGGAAGAAGGAGUUCAUCUACUAUGCCGAUGUCAAGGAGCCUGAGAAGUUCCCCUUCGUGGUGCUGGGGAACAAGGUGGAUGUGUCGGAACGGCAAGUUUCUGCUGAAGAUGCCCAACAGUGGUGUCUGGAAAAUGGCAAUCACCCUUACUAUGAGACCAGUGCCAAGGAUUCCAUCAACGUAACCAUAGCCUUUGAGGAGGCAGUGCGGAGAGUGCUGGCCAUGGAGGAGAGGGCAGACCACCUCAUCCCCACGGACACAGUCAACCUCCACAGAAAGCCCCGCUCCAGCACUUCCUGCUGUUGACAACGUGUAGGUCUUGCCCAGUGCUUGACUUGGACUGAAAGAGGUGCCAGUAUUAAUUUUGGGUGCCGGUACUGUUUAUAUUUAGGUGCAGGAGCUCCACAAUACUUUUGAACUAAUAUUCUAUAAGAGGAACAGGAGCCCAAGCAGUAGAACAUUUUGAGGUGCCGGUAUUCCUGCCCAAGUCAAGCACUGGGGCUACAACCUAUAAAGAACUGGAGCUAGGAGGACACACAGGCGUAUUUAUUAACACUCAUGCUCACAAGUACAGUAAGCAAGCACUGGCUAGUGUCCGUGGAUGAUAAUCCAAUGGGUUUGUUGGUCUUGGGACUCAUUGAAUGUAAAGCGGGUACUUGAAGAAGAGUAUUUUUGUCAGAUUCCACCAAGAAAUGCAUUAUAAUUUAAAUCUGUGCAAUCUUUUGAAUUAUAUAUAUUGUGUUAAAAUAUCACAUUAAAUUAUGCCAUCAAUGUGGGUGCCAGAAAUACAUUCACAAAGCAUGGCUUCCUGUUCAUAUUACACAGCCAGAAAGAAGUUCCUUUUUUGGGAGAAAGCUUCUCUUACACUGUGACUGAAACCAAGGGUGAGAUGAGCGGCCUUUACCAGUGAAAGUAUCAUAACUGAUUCCAUUGAAAACAUAUUGCAGACCGUAUGUAAAUAUAAUCCCACCCAAAUGUGAUACAGUAGAAGCAAGUCACUUUUAAUCAUCAAUUGAGUUCAAUGGGAUUAGGUAAAAAAUUAAAUAAAAAAUCCAAACAUAAUAUAUUAAUAUUUAUUACAACAAAUGUUGAUACAAAGCAGAGUAAUUUAUGCAGUCUUCAUUUGAAAAAGUUAAAGCACUAAUCUAGCAUCACUACUUUAUAGUACAGAGAGUGGGAAAUCUAAGCAGAAAUUAAGGUUUAUGAUUUCUUACUCUAUAAUAUUAUUGGUGCUGGUAGCUGAAUUUGCUGGCCUUGCGAUAUCUGCACAACGUACCGUAAUGAAUGAGUUAUCAUUAUGCAAUGGACACAAUGUUCAACACUUGCACAGAAUAAAGCAGAGUUCUUAUGCAGCAUGACAUUCUGCUCUCUACCAAUAAGGUAGUACAUAACCUUGUUCUUACCAUUCCAGAACCUCAGUGUUCUGAUAACCUGGCUAAUUGUAAUUAACAGAUGGGUGAUACAUUAUGAAUUUGGUCAUGGUGGUGGAUAUGCUAAACCAUGUUUAAUGUAUGUACCUGUCCAUUGUUGUUGUUUCUAUGGGCAUCUUAAUUAAUCUAACAUGUAUUUUCUUUACAUUUAUGGAGAUCAAUUUCAUUUUCUUACACACGAGUAUAGUUUUAAUAGUAACAUUUGAUUACAACAAUCAUUGCUUAUUGAUUUUACAGUAUUGUACAUCCUCACAAAAUAGAGUGUUGAGAACAGUUUUCUUUGCUCAGUUUUUAUAUCAUUUUGCUACAGCAGCAGAAUGACCGGAACGCAAGUUAAAUGAAAAAUGCUAUUUGAAUAAAAACAGUCCUUGAAUGAAUGAUCUUUCCUAAAGAUGUUUGUUUUUAGUCUCCACUGUUACAGGGGAGGAAAAAACACUUUGUUAAAAUGUGAAAAAGAUAUCAGUUAAGAGUUAGACUUCAGCAGUAAGUCAUUUGGGAAAUGUUUUCUGGUGUGGUGAAUAUUACUGCAUAUAUACAGGAUCGAUUACACGCAGAAUGUGAGUGUUUGUUUGCAUCGGCUGGUCUUUGUACAUGCUUAAUGAUUAGUGAAAUGUUCUGCCAUUACUUUGUAUGGCAAAUGCACACACAUGCACGCUAGUGAAUGAUUUGGAAAGUGUUUUGAUGAGAAAAUCUGGACAGUAAGACAUAGAACAUUUCACAAACAUCAGAAAUUAAAUAUACAUGUUUUAACCAAGCUCAUUCAAGGUCUAGCUCAUACAGACCAUGUCACUAUUAUCAUACUAGACCUCAGAGACCAUGUCACUAUUAUCAAACUAGACCUCAGAGACCAUGUCACUAUUAUCAAACUAGACCUCAGAGACCAUGUCACUAUUAUCAAACUAGACCUCAGAGACCAUGUCACUAUUAUCAAACUAGACCUCAGAGACCAUGUCAGUUAUCAAACUAGAUCUCAGAGACCAUGUCACUGUUAUCAAACUAGACCUCAGAGACCAUGUCACUAUUAUCUAACUAGACCUCAAGAGACCAUGUCACUAUUAUCAAACUAGACCUCAGAGACCAUGUCACUGUUAUCAAACUAGACCUCAGAGACCAUGUCACUGUUAUCAAACUAGACCUCAGAGACCAUGUCACUAUUAUCAAACUAGACCUCAGAGACCAUGUCACUGUUAUCAAACUAGACCUCAGAGACCAUGUCACUGUUAUCAAACUAGACCUCAGAGACCAUGUCACUAUUAUCAAACUAGACCUCAGAGACCAUGUCACUAUUAUCAAACUAGGCAACAAAAUGCUGGUGACACUCACACAUACCAUUAAUUCAUUAUAAAACACUUCCCAAUGCUGUCUUUUAUACUGUGGUUGGUAAGAAUAAAGCAAGUAAUAACAGGGAAUUUAUCAAAACACAACCAACAGGUGAUCGUAGACCAAUGAUGUGUAUGAUAAACACAAUGAAGAAAAUAAAAAAAGGUGCAGAA